AUGGCACCAGAGAAGAAUGGAAUGGGCCCUUCUGGCCCGGGUCUUCUACUUGCGACCCUCGCUGGGGCCUGUUCCUCAGGAGAAGGUUAUGGUUCAAUGUCUACAUCCAUCUAUGACACUGCAUGGCUUGCCAUGAUCGAGAAGCCAGUCGGUUCUGGACAGUGGCUCCCGGAAAGUUUCGAUUAUAUCCUGCAGCAGCAAUCCAGUAACGGAGACUGGCCAUCCUACGCCACAGUGGCGGACGGGAUUCUCAACACAGCCGCAGCUCUACUGGCUCUCCGAAGACACUUGUCGUGGAAUUGUGCCAAUGAAGACUUAGAAAUUCGCUGCAAGAAAGCCCAGAAAGCCCUCGAGGUCUUACUGGAGCAGUAUGAUGUAUCAUCAUGCGAUCAAGUAGGUUUUGAAAUGUUAAUCACGCAGCAUAUCAACCUCCUCGCUGCAGACGGGGUGGCUGUUGCAUCCCCGUGCUUGCCACAACUUAAUGCAGUGUUCCGAGAGAAGCAGAAACGCCUCUCGUCAUCGGGAGAUUCCAUUUAUCAGAGGCCGUCCACCCUGCUGCACUCUCUGGAGUCGCUGAUUGGGCAUAUUGACUUCGACCGGAUCCGCUGCCGGCUCGAGCCCAAUGGGUCCAUGUUGAACUCGCCGUCAUCGACAGCUGCAUAUCUCAUGCAUGCCUCCGAAUGGGACGAUGACGCUGAAAGUUAUUUGAGGACUGUUUUGCGUCAAGGAACUGGACAUGGCAGGGGCGGUUUGCCUUGUGCUUGGCCUACUACUAUGUUUGAGGUUUCGUGGACCGUCACAACACUUGCUCAUGCUGGCAUUCCGCUAGAAGAAGAAUAUUCAGCAGCUCUGCGAGCAGUUUUAGAGCGCGCCUUGUCCGAAGGCCAGGGACGUGUUGGCUUCACUCCAGAUACGUCCGUCCCAGAUGCGGAUGAUACAGCAAAAGCUAUCCUGGCCCUGAGAUACCUAGGAAAGACGGACGUCGACAUUGGGCCACUCCUCGCGACGUUCGAGGGUGACGAACACUUUUUGACGUAUCAGGGAGAAAGGAACUCGAGCUUCAGCACCAACUGCAACGUCCUGAUAUGUCUCCUUAUGCUCGAGGAUCCUCUGCCAUAUACCUCGCAGAUUAUCAAGACGGUGCAAUUCCUCAGUGGCCGCAUUUUUACAGCCCAGAUCAUGGACAAAUGGCAUCGCUCUCAACUUUAUUCCAUGAUGCUUUUAUCUCAGGCGCUUGAGCACCUCUACAGUGUCUACAACACGGAUCUUCUCAGAGAGAUUUCGUCGCAAUGCCCCAUACUCUUCAAUGAACACGUCCCAUUUGCAUCUAUCCAGGUGCUAAUCAAAAUUCUUACCCUAUCGUCGCUCGCACACCUUCCAUGGCUAAGUGACGAGCUCGACCUAUACGGAAUUGAGCCCUGCGUUGACCGGGCAAAAUCUUAUCUGCAGGCAUCCGGUCACAGUGAAUGGGCCAAAGGAAAAUAUAUCUGGAUCGAGAAAGUCACCUAUGCCUCGCCCCUCCUCUCCGAGGUCUACUGCCAGGCCGCGAUGCACGUCUCGCUCCCUCAGCAGCGAGAGAGAGAAACACCCACACAAUACCCGUCACAAGUGCUCCCUAACCCUAAAGUCCUCACCGCGAUGCGGAAGGCAGGCACGCUGAUGGCCCACACGCCUCUCCUGGGCCCCUCUCAGCUGGCACCCAGUCUUCUCCGCGCCGCCGAGCUGCAAGCGACAUACGCGCUGCGCGACCUCGAGAGACACAAGCAUGACGUGUUCCCCGCGCCGCCGCGCAAGAACGGCGCGGAUGGCAACGGACGCAGCAAUGGGGACGCGGACAAGACGGCUAAGGACAAGUACCUCAUAUUUGUACCGCUCACCUGGACGGCAUGCGGCGCGCUGCACGGCGGCAGGGCUGCCAGCCCGAAGGUGCUGUACGACAUGAUGCUUUUCUCCAUGCUGGUGUACCAAGCGGACGAAUACAUGGAAGGGGUGGUGGAACAGGACCUGGGCACACAGCUGGAUCAAGUGAGGGAUUUGGUCAUGCGCGUGGUCCGCGGUGAGCAGGCGCGUCCUAUCCUAGAUCGGCAAAGAGAUGACUCGCAAAGGGAGGAUGGUGUGAAACGCAGAGAGCUCGCCGCCGACACUGAGCCCUCCACUGCGCUUGUGGACGCAGAACUGGUGCUGCGCAAGUUUAUCUCGCAUGUCAUAUGCCACCCAUCCGUGGUGAGGAGCCCGCUGCACCUCCAAACGCGCCUGACGGGAGAGGUGGAGGCAUUCUUGCUCGCCCACCUUGAGCAGGCCGAGGACAACAAGACGCUGCGAGCCGUCCAGCGAGAAGACGGGAAGAUGGGCUGUCCUCGGCCCGACGGGCUUGGGCACGGGUCCAACCACGCGUGGAACGGCGCUGCCAGUGGCACUGCAUCCGGGAAACGGCAAAAUGGGCGGCUCCGUCCGUCGAUGACGGGCAGGACGUUCUACAACUGGGUACGCAGCACGUCGGCCGACCACACGUCUUGCCCGUGCGCCUUCGUCUUCUUCAACUGCCUCGUCGGCUCCACGACACCUCGGGCUUCUCCCUUCGAUCUCUACGGGCACUCUGCCAAAACGGCAUAUGUGGCCGAGGACCUGUGCCGGCACCUAGCCAGCAUGUGCCGCAUGUACAAUGACCACGCGAGUGUUUCGCGGGACCACAGCGAGGGCAAUCUCAACUCUAUUGAUUUCGCUGAUUUCCACCACGAUGGGGAGCGCGGCGGACUCGAUACAGAUUUGGAGGCUAGUAAGACGCAACUCAUGUGGAUUGCGGAGUACGAGCGACAGGGGAUGGAGGCGGCGAUGGCGAGGCUGGAGGGGGACGUUGGCGGUGGCAACAGGCUGGGUCGGGAAAUAUUGGACGCUGUGAGGUUGUUUAUCUCGGUGACGGACCUGUACGGAGAGAUCUACGUGAUUAGAGAUAUCACUAACCGAGUGAAGCAAGGUAGUAUUGGGGCGGAGGAAUAG
Diaporthe citri is the source of this 2997-nucleotide messenger RNA. RefSeq lists its product as uncharacterized. The transcript has 6 exons. NCBI's taxonomy places the organism in Eukaryota, Fungi, Ascomycota, Sordariomycetes, Diaporthales, Diaporthaceae. The coding region runs from base 1 to 2997 and encodes 998 amino acids. Gene Ontology annotation, molecular function: terpene synthase activity; magnesium ion binding. Gene Ontology annotation, biological process: diterpenoid biosynthetic process. The record is from RefSeq and is a predicted model, not a curated record.